AUGGGAAAGAAGAGAAGAAACAAGAAAAUUAACCAAGAAAAACAGAGGCAUGAUCCAGAUGAUAAUAACAGCCCAACAACCACUUCAAUCUCCAGGUAUUUCGAUAUCUGUAGCCUAACUGAUGAUGUCCUUCACCAUAUUAUUCCAUCACUUAACCAUUUAUGGAAGUACGAUGGAGAGAAACCGUAUAAUCAUGUCAAUAUCCCAAAAAGUAAUAAGAUGGACCCUAACGAUUACAUCAGUCGUUUGCCUGAUAACAUCCUACACCACAUCAUUUCCUUCCUCCCUUUUGAAUCCGGUGUCCGAACUUCUAUCCUUUCAACUCACUGGAAACACCUCUGGAAAGAGGCUUUGUUGGAACCAGUCCAUGAUGUAAUAACAAUGGAAGCUGCCACUAAAAUCAUACAAAGUUUUGUUGAUGAUUUCGAUACACACUAUAGGCCUAGAAAUAAAUGGGGGUUCAGGUUUGAGUUUGGUCAUGGAAGAGGCAUCUUAGUUGCUAGCAUUUCCAGCAAGGGUGCACUUCAACUUGAUUUUUCAGGUGGUAAACAAGAAUUACCAAGGCCAUUUGAUUUGUUUUUGAAGCUGAAUCUUGCAUCGCCUAACCAUUUAUCACCUCCAUACAUGUGGUUUGAUUGGUGGCAGCUUGAGGAAAAUCACCCACUGCAUACCCAACAACCUUCUUGGAACACAAUGAAAGUAAAAUCGUUGUAUCUCAUAUCAGUAAGCCAACUGUCUAAUAUGGCAGUUUCUUCGUUGGUGGCAAAUUUGCCAUUUCUCCAAAGCUUGACUAUCACCAAAUGCAGUGGAUUACAAUCUUUACAGAUAAAAGAGGCCAAAGGGCUUCAUAAAUUAGUGGUCCUUGAUUGCCCCGGUUUACAAUCUCUCAGUUUUGAAGGUGUCUCUUUAAAAUCUUUCAGAUAUAGAGGCAACUUAGUGUCGAUCAAAGUGUCCUGCAAAUGUAAGCAUAUUGCCCAGUUUUGCAGGUGUGACUGUGGAUUAUUCUUGGAAGAUGUCAUGGUUGAUCUCAGACAAGGUCAUCUAACACAAUGGACAUGGGACUUUCAGAAGUCUUUCCGUUGCCUUUAUCAUUAUGAUCUCUAUGAAAAAACCCGUUGUCGCUGCACCAACAGGAAAAGAUGUUUCAAAUCAAUUUUGAUAAGCAUAAGGGGUGUUAAAUCUCUAACAAUAUGCAGAUGGUUUUUCGAGACAUCGAUGUGCAACUCGUUGCCCUUUUCAAGUAGAGACCUUCUACCUUGUAUGAGACAACUAGAAGAGCUUUGGUGGAUCGAUUGCUCAAUGGAAAGAGAAUCUAUUAAUGCCUUACUUUGCUUUUUGAAGCUUUGUCCUAACUUGGAAAGACUGUUUGUGACAAUUGAUCCAAAAUGCUAUAACAUGCCCAGCACUGGAAAAUUCUCAGAUUCAGUCAUUGUUUCUGAAAAGCUCGAUGAUCUCAAAGCUGUGAAACUUGAAGGAGUUGCAGAUGAAGAAAAGGAGAAUUUCAUUGCUAGGAGACUGAUACCUUUAUUCGGAGAAAAUAAUCCAGUUAUUAUAUCAAAAUCAGGUGAGAAAUGUAUAAAACAUCUAGUAAAAGUAGCAAAGUUGGAGAAGAAAGGGAAGUACCCAUACAAGUUUAAAGUGGUUGAAAAUGUUAAUGAAAAUUUUCCGGAUCAUGUUCAUAUGAACGUCUAG
Messenger RNA from Gossypium raimondii (Peruvian cotton), 1692 nucleotides. Its product is annotated as F-box protein At2g39490. The transcript is spliced from 5 exons. NCBI's taxonomy places the organism in Eukaryota, Viridiplantae, Streptophyta, Magnoliopsida, Malvales, Malvaceae. The coding region runs from base 1 to 1692 and encodes 563 amino acids. Gene Ontology annotation, molecular function: protein binding. The record is from RefSeq and is a predicted model, not a curated record.